AUGCCAGCUACAGAUGCUCUCCAGCCCCCUCUAAGCGAAACCGAACGUGAGAUCUGCAAGUCAUACGGCGGCUGGACUAAUUUCAUGCAUUCUUCCGGUCUCAAGCCGUGGAAUGACGAGGACCAGGCUGAAGGCAAGACUAUCAUAGCAGCCUUUGCGAGUGAUAAGGAUGAAGAUAACACUGCUAAUAAAACAAACAAGGCCAAUAAUAGUGCUAGUAGUGGCUCAUAG
This is a messenger RNA of Durotheca rogersii, 231 nucleotides long. RefSeq lists its product as uncharacterized. The record is from RefSeq and is a predicted model, not a curated record. NCBI's taxonomy places the organism in Eukaryota, Fungi, Ascomycota, Sordariomycetes, Xylariales, Xylariaceae. The coding region runs from base 1 to 231 and encodes 76 amino acids. The transcript has 2 exons.